Molecule: messenger RNA, 2490 nt
Organism: Plodia interpunctella (Indianmeal moth)
Lineage: Eukaryota; Metazoa; Arthropoda; Insecta; Lepidoptera; Pyralidae
Gene: dup
Product: double parked
Exons: 3
Coding region: 178-1986 (602 amino acids)
Biological process (GO): DNA replication preinitiation complex assembly; mitotic cell cycle; DNA replication checkpoint signaling
Cellular component (GO): nucleus
Molecular function (GO): DNA binding; DNA polymerase binding
Source: RefSeq, a predicted model, not a curated record
GCAGUCAGACCGUCAAUGUCAUAACUGGCUGUCAGUUACGUCUUAUUACCUACCUACUGACUGAACGUACAAAUUCAAUCAACGCCGUUUUUGGAGGGAAAAUUAGCAAUAAAUGUGGCUUCUUUUCUUCUAUACUUUAAAGUACUUAGUUAUUUUCGGUAAUUAUUAACUUGUGAAAUGUCUCAAACAACCAUCACUUCAUUUUUUAACAGUAGGAAACGACCGGCCGUUGAUGAUAUUGUCAGUUCCAAAAGUAAACUUCCCCAUUUAGAAAAAACUUCACAAGCCAUUUCAAAGAGCAAAGGACGAAUAAAUUUAAUUGGCAAAUGUGAAAGUUACAAAAAUGUGAGACAAGACAAAACUCCCAGUACACAAGUAGUGCAAGAAAAUGAUUCAAAUCAUCUUAGUCCCACGAAAGCAACACAUCGACUUAACAAUGUAGACGCAUUUUUGAACAAAUCAAGUGUAUCUAAUAUAGCAAAAAAUGUGGGUGCGACAAAAUCAUCAGUUGUAAAUGCAGCCAGAAAGGAGUUGAGCUUAGGUGAUAUUAGAAAGAAAUUAGCUGGAAGCUCUCGUCUAGCUGAAUUGAAGGCGUCAGCAGAUCGCAUCAGUAAGGGUAUUCAUGAUUUGAAAGAAGCGAAUGAGCAACGUAAUCUUAUUGGAUUCCAAACAAUUGAUGUGGAGGUCCCUUCAAGUCCUGGCAAAAGAGCAUUGUUAGGACAAAAAGAUCUUUUGUCUCCGAAAAGUGAAGAAACUCCAGUUAUUACACCACAGCGUCCGUUGAUUUCUCCUCGAAAAGUAGUUGUCAGUCCUGUUAAAAGCCCUAGUAAGGUACCUGCAUACAUCAAGCAUGCUUCUUUGGCAACAUCUUCAACAAGCCUACCUCUACCACAUCAAUACAGGUUUUUGGCAGAAUUGUUCCGAGGGAUGGAAACUGUUGUGGCUCUGCUUUACAACAGAAAUGAAAAAAUAACAUUUGCCAAACUCAAGCCCUCCAUUCAAGAAAUGCUUAAAAGGAACUUUACAGAGAAGCAUCUCGCUCAAAUCAAGCACUUAGUACCAGAUUUCUAUAACUAUGAAGUACAAAAGAUAAAAAACUUCAGUACAUCGACUCACAAAGAAGCCUAUGAAUUAAUCAUAACUCCAAACUUCCCAAAUGAUAUCAAAGUUAUGAACCCAAGUGUACUGCUUGAGAGACGCAGAUAUUUCUAUGACACCUUACUGCAAUUAGUAAAGAAACAUCAUGCACAGUUUCUAUCCACUUUAGAUCCUCCCAUGGUCAUCCCAGACAAUAAACUGGUACGAUGGCAUCCAGAAUUUGAACUAGAAAAGGUGACAGAAGUUGAUUGCUCAAAAUUACCAGAGAUGCCAAAUAAUGAAAAAUAUUCUUCAGCUCAAGAUGUUUUAGCAAAGGCUCGUGAAUUAUUUAAAUGCAACACUAAGAUGGAGAAAGCACUUGAGAAGCUAGCCCAAGCUAAGGCGAGAGGGCUGACGGAGGAAGAGAAAAAAGUCACUGGUAUUACUGAAAAUAAUAAGUUGCAAGUAAAUCAACCUUCAACUAGCAGAGUAGCUAUUUUGAACCCUGCUCUACGCAACCUUCCAGCAUCAUUACUUGAGAAAGUUAAAGCUAAACAAGCAGCUAAAGCUCUUGAGGCUAUGACUAGGAGCUCCGACCAUGAGCAGAAAUAUCUCAUUUAUAGCCGGUUGCCAGACCUGGCUAGGACUUUGCGUAAUAUAUUUGUGACAGAGAGAAAAAAUGUACUUGCUCUUAACAUUAUUCUGUCUAAAUUAGAGAGCAGCUUCAAAUCAAAUGUUUCUGCCAAUGAUCUUCAAAAAGAUAUAAAGGUCUUGACAGAAGAGGCCCCAGAAUGGAUUAAACUACAUGAUGUACGAAACAUGACCUACCUAAAAUUGGAUAAAAAUGCUGAUUUGAAUCAAAUUGUUUCCAAAUUAGAGGCAUUAGCAGAUAAGUAUAGAAAUGACUAAAAUAAUAUUAUACUUCAUUAGUUGUUAAUUUGACAUGAAUUGCAAAUUAAGACUGAAAACAUUAAUAAGUAAUGUCCAAAGAAAGCAACAUGUUCACAUUUUUGUAUAUUGAUACAAAAUUAAGGAACUACGCUCGUUAGGUCAGUAAUGUAUUUAUUUACAUUAUAAAUAUGCAACUUCUGACAUGAUCAAAUUAAUAUUUUGACAUACAGUUACUUAUUGCAUUACUUACUUAAAUUUACACAUUGACAUAAGUAUUUUAUUUUAUAAGUUUAAUUAUAUUUUUUUUGCCUUAUAAUCCUAAUUCAGUUUACAGUAACUUGGAAACAUUGAAAUCGUAUAUCUAAAAUAUGAAAUCUCUUUUAAAUAUUAAAUGUCUAAAUAAGAACUUUGGCUAAACCCUGAUUUUUUACUUCUUUUCUUUUAUUUAGAUAAUUGUGCUAAUUUUCUUUUUGUUUUCUUUAUUGUGUUUGACUUGAAUAAAGUGAACUAAAUGACAUAUGA